UACUGACAUCUUUACGUUUCUUUCAGUAUAUACAGAACAAUUUUAUUUAAUGACACAAAGUUUAAGUUGACAAAAUGAUUUGCCAUUUAUAAUAAUGAAAUAUACUACAUGAGGCUAACAAUUGAAUUGAGUAAUUGUAGUUAAUUUGUUUAAAGAAAAACAUUGCCGAACUUUGCAAAUGGAUAUCGGUGAAUUACUCUCGUACAAACCGCCAAAUACACCGAAAAGGCCGGUGGCGGGAGAAGACGACGACGACGAUGAAUGGGAAAAUGCUAAGAAACCAAAAAGGGUUAUUAAAACUCCAUAUCAUGCGCGUCAAAGACAGACAAAAGAGAUUGAAGUCACUCCAGUUAGGAGUAGCGAACCACCCACACCAAUUAGAGCUGCUUUACCUUCCCCAGCGAACGAUGUGGUUGAACCACAAUUGACAGAAAAAGAGAAACAAGAUAUUUUAAAAUAUGUAGAAACAGAAGCUCCAGAGGUGGAAGCAUUAGACGAGGCAACGCUUAAAAGGAUGGUGCUUUUAUUCGAGAAAAGAGCGCUCAGGAAUCAAGAAAUGAGAGUGAAGUUUCCUGAUCAACCGGAGAAGUUUAUGGAAUCGGAAGUUGAAUUGCACGAGACUCUUCAAGAACUUCAUGUUGUUGCCACUAAUCCAGAUCUAUAUCCGUUAAUGGUAGAGUUAGGUGCUGUACCUUCUUUACUCGAAUUAUUAUCGCAUGAAAAUACAGACAUAGCGGUUGGUGUUGUUGACCUUUUGCAAGAGUUAACGGAUGUAGAUAUUUUACAUGAAAGUCAAGAGGGUGCGGAUACACUUAUCGAUGCUUUGUUAGAGCAACAAGUUUGUGCUCUUCUUGUUCAAAAUUUAGAAAGGCUGGAUGAAAUAGUAAAAGAAGAAAGUGAUGGAGUUUAUAAUACUUUGGCUAUCUUUGAAAAUCUUUUAGAGUUCAGGCCUGACUUAUGCGCUGAUGCUGGAAAACAGGGACUGAUGCAAUGGCUAUUACGAAGAAUUAAAGCAAAAGCACCAUUUGACGCUAAUAAACUUUAUGCUAGUGAACUUUUAUCCAUUCUGUUACAAAGUACAUCAGAAAAUAGACUUCUUCUUGGUGAACUUGAUGGUAUUGAUGUACUACUACAACAGUUAGCAUAUUACAAACGUCAUGAUCCUCAAACAGCCGAGGAACAAGAAAUGAUGGAAAAUUUAUUUAACGUACUAUGCUCGAGUCUAAUGGCAACUGUGAAUAGAGAUAGAUUUUUAAGAGGGGAGGGUUUGCAACUUAUGAAUCUAAUGUUACGGGAGAAAAAAAUGUCUAGAAAUGGAUCUCUUAAGGUAUUAGAUCAUGCAAUGAAUGGUCCAGACGGGAGAGAUAAUUGUAGUAAAUUUGUAGACAUUCUUGGAUUAAGAACCAUAUUUCCUUUAUUCAUGAAAACUCCAACCAAGAAUAGAAAAAAGAUGCUUACUGCGGAAGAACACGAAGAACAUGUAGUGUCAAUUAUAGCGAGUAUGUUAAGAAAUUGUAAGGGCCAACAGCGACAGAGAUUAUUAAGUAAAUUCACGGAAAAUGAUUAUGAAAAAGUAGAUAGGCUGAUGGAGCUUCAUUUUAAGUAUCUCGAGAAAGUGGAAGAAGUCGAAAACAAUACAAAGGAGGAUGAAGACGAAGAAGAAUCGUACCUGAGGAGAUUAGAUGGCGGACUAUUCAUUUUACAGUUGGUAGAUUAUGUGCUAUUAGAAGCUUGUACCGGUUGUCAACCAGCAGUGAAACAACGAGUUACGCGAAUUUUAGCUCAAAGAAGAGCAUCUCUUAAAACGAUUAGGCACAUUAUGAGAGAAUAUGCUGGCAAUCUUGGUGACGCUGGCGACUCGGAAUGGAGAGAAGCAGAACAGCAACACAUAUUGCAAUUAAUCGACAAAUUUUGAUGUACACUUUUUAAUGAAGAAUUUCAAUUUUGGUCAUCCUCACUGUAUACAAAUCGUUAUCAGAAGUAAUAGUCCUAUCCUCUGUUAAUAUUUAAUAUAUGCAUGAAAUAUAUCGUACAAAAUAUUCUUUUUUAUACGUAGGAACGAGAAAUCAAUUUGUAAAAAAUUAAA
This is a messenger RNA of Colletes gigas, 2086 nucleotides long. RefSeq names its product beta-catenin-like protein 1. The record is from RefSeq and is a predicted model, not a curated record. Gene Ontology annotation, molecular function: protein binding. Lineage: Eukaryota; Metazoa; Arthropoda; Insecta; Hymenoptera; Colletidae. Gene Ontology annotation, cellular component: spliceosomal complex. Bases 179 to 1915 code for a protein of 578 amino acids. The transcript has 10 exons.